This is a messenger RNA of Armigeres subalbatus, 1096 nucleotides long. Its product is annotated as translocon-associated protein subunit delta-like. The record is from RefSeq and is a predicted model, not a curated record. Gene Ontology annotation, cellular component: endoplasmic reticulum; endomembrane system; membrane. Bases 216 to 731 code for a protein of 171 amino acids. The transcript is spliced from 2 exons. NCBI's taxonomy places the organism in Eukaryota, Metazoa, Arthropoda, Insecta, Diptera, Culicidae.
CAGCUCAUCCGAACGUGGCCCGACUCCGUCAACUUUUGAUUUCAUUCGCGUUCGAGGUUUUGUCACCGCUACGUGGCUCGCGAUAUUUCAGUGCAGUUGUAAUUGUAAUUUUUAAGUUAAGUUCUUAAGGAUUCAAUACUCUAUCUGUCCGUGAUUAGUGCACAAAGCUCGCCGUCAACUCAACCGAAACGAUCCGCUUCCUGCAAUCACCCAUAAUGCAUCCAAAAGUUGCGCUCGUGUUCGCCCUGGUGGCCGUUUCAACUUCUCUCUGCCAGGCAAGUUCUUGCAGCAACCCGGAGGUUAAGUCCAGUUUCUUUUCCACUUCGGACGCCACUAUCGUCAGCCAGAUUGCCUUUGUGACCGAGUUCAGCCUGAAGUGCUCCAAUUCCGGAGCCGAGAAGCUGCCCCUGUUCGCCGAGGUCGGAGGAAAGCUGGCUCCAGUGGUUCGCGUUGGGGACAGCAAAUACCAGGUCAGCUGGAAUGAGGAAAUCAAGAAGGCUAGCAGCGGCAAGUACACCAUCCGGUUGUUCGACGAGGAAUCGUUUGCCGCUGUACGCAAGGCCCAGCGUGCCGGCGAGGACAUCCAGUCGGUGAAGGCUCUGACCAGUGUGGUGGUGAGCUACCCCGGUGCCUACAAAGGACCGUGGAUUAACUCUGAGAUUUUGGCCACUGGAGUGGUUGGAUUCGUGGCGUAUGUGGCUUUCUCCACCCGCAGCAAGCUGUUGGCGUGAGAAAUAGUAUGUGGUAGCAAAUUAGAGUCAGCAUCAAGUUUCUAACAUCAUCAUCAUCAAUUGUUGGAUUCAUUUUAUGGUGAGCAUUUUCUAGUUUUUGCGUUUUAAUUUUCAUUCAUAAUUGAUGAAAAAUGUUUUGUAUGAUGAAUUCAAAGAAGCUAUUGUAAUUUAACUCAAUUGGCACAUGUUCUAGAUGUGAUCCAAACAUGCUUCUUGUAAUUGGUUGGUCUGAUAUAAAUCGUAUGCAAGCUAGAUGCUUCGUGUAACAAAAAAAAGAUUUGUUUGUUUAGAGAAAGCCUAAUACUUAAGUGUAUCAUUCCGAGCCGGAGGCAAGAACUGAAUAAUAAAACAUGGUACAUAUAAAA